Molecule: messenger RNA, 2272 nt
Organism: Helianthus annuus (common sunflower)
Lineage: Eukaryota; Viridiplantae; Streptophyta; Magnoliopsida; Asterales; Asteraceae
Exons: 1
Coding region: 216-2138 (640 amino acids)
Molecular function (GO): protein binding
Source: RefSeq, a predicted model, not a curated record
AAAAAUGUUUACCUUUGUAGUUAGUAGACGUAACAGCCCCACGGGCGGCCACCGCCGAAUAACCCUCUCUCUUUCCACCACCCCCACCCCCUGAAAAAUCUAAUUUCUGCCCUAAUUUCCUAUAUUCACUCCUUCUAGAUUCAAUCUCACUAAAUCAGCUAUAUGCUGCCAAUCAACCACCCCUAACCUCCUUCAUCGUCUGCCUUCUCUUCUAUAUGGCUUCCACAGGCAAGUAUUCCCUCCUCUAUAUCCUCCUCUUAAUCUUCCACUUUUCAUACAUUAAAGCCUCCACAGAUCCCCAAGAUUCACCCGAUCUAACUCAAAUCCUUACCCUUUUGAAUUCACACAUACAUCAGUUAACUAUGCUCGAUGAGCUUGUCAAAAACCUAACCGAAUUGGUUACUAGAUUAGAACAACAACAACAACCUUGUAUCACCAGAGAUCAAAGCUCUGUUUCCUUAAACGACGCACCGGUAAUAUCCGAUUUGAAAGAAGGUGAUCAAAACGACGCCGUUAGGGAGGUGGGUUUAGUUACAGAAACUACAGAAACUAGAGUUGAACGGUUAGGUGCUGUCUCUGUUACUAAACAUAGUUUGUUUUGGUCUGAACGGUUUCAAUUUGUUUCUGCGGUGAAACUCGAUACGAAACCGACUUCGUUGAAUGUUUUGCCGUUUAAGGAUGCUGAGAGGUUGAGUAAGUACAUUGCUGUUGGUGAUGAUGUUGGGAAUUUGUAUGUGUUUACUCGAUACGGUGAGGUUAUGGUCCGGUUUGAUACGGGGACGGGUUGUUCUAUUACGUCGAUGGUGUCGUACCUUUCGGUUGUUAGGAAUGAGAGUAUUGUGGUUACAGGGCAUGAGAAUGGGGUUAUUUUGGUUCAUAAGGUUUGGGAGGUUCCGAAUGGGGAUGAGGUGUAUUCGGUUCAGAGGGAAACGGUUCGGAGACUAGAGCAAACGAGCGGGUUGGCGAUUAGUAUUUUGGAAGUUCAUCAUGUUGGGAGAAUGAGGUACAUUGUGUCGACGGAUGUUAGUGGGACGAUUAAGGUGUUUAAAGAGGGAGGGUCGGUUAUUGGUACGAUUGUUCCUGAUAAUCGUCCGCUCGUGUUCUUGAAGCAAAAGUUGUUGUUUUUGACGGAAACCGGUGCAGGGUCGUUAGAUUUGAGGUCUAUGAAGCUUAGAGAAGCGCCGUGUGAAGGGUUAAACGGAUCGCAUGCUUUGAAUUAUGUUUUUGAUGCGUCGGAUCGAGGGAAAGCGUACGGGUUUACUUCAGCAGGUGAAUUGGUGCAUCUGCUGAUUUAUGGUGACUCGAUGAAUUUCAAGUGUCGGGUACGGUCAAAGAAGAAGUUCGAUGUUGAUCAUGGACCGUUAGCGUUUGAGGCGAUUAAAGGUUACUUUCUUAUUGUCAGUCAAGAAAAGGUGUUUGUAUACAACGUUUCGUCUCAGCUUUAUGUGCGAGCGGGUUUACCACGUCUCGUGUUUUCAGCCGGACUUGAUGAAAUUGUAGCUUCGUUCUUGAACUAUCGAGCAAUGGGGCGAUUAGAUUCAAGAAAAUCCGAAGCUAGACCGUUAAUCGCUAGUGACCAUGAAAAGUUAGUGAUCUUAAGUUUAGGAAACGGGUAUAUCGGGAUGUAUCAUUCUAAUCUUCCCGUUACGAAAGGCGAAUUCAACACAAUGUUAUGGAGUACUCCUGUUUUGUUCUUUAUACUCUUUCUUUUUGUAGCAUGGCAUUUCUUUGCAAACAAGAAGGAAGCUUUGACUUCAUGGGGCCCGGAUGACCCGUUCACAAACGGGCCUCCAACGGUUCCUAACGAGAGAUCUUUCGGCGAUCCCACUUCAAGAACCCACGAUAUCAUGGAUAUGAGAAGCGGCGGUGGAGCUGCAGGUGGCGGGAGCAAUGGCGGUGAUGGUGGUAUAAGAGGGCUGCCAAGAAGGUAUGGUUCGCCAACACGGUACACGGGUGCUAGUUCAAACUCGUUUAGACCGACCGCUAUUGACCCGAACCCGCGACCUGGUACUGUGGACCCGGAUUUUAUAGGAUCGGAAUUGAAGUAUAGAGGGCCGAGUAUGGAAUCUAGCGGUUUUGGUAAAAGAAGAGAGGGUUUGUUUGUAAACAGUCAAGUUGUGGAUGAUCAUGGCAGUUAAGUGGUUAGAUUUUUGUGAUUGUAAGUUGUUUAAGAACGCAUAUUAAUGGUUUUACUAUGUAUUUGAUCGGUUAUUUCAGGAAGAAAGUAAUAAUCACAAGUUCUUAAGCAUAUAUUGCUAAGAUUCACAGGUCU